This is a messenger RNA of Anastrepha obliqua, 5334 nucleotides long. RefSeq lists its product as uncharacterized. NCBI's taxonomy places the organism in Eukaryota, Metazoa, Arthropoda, Insecta, Diptera, Tephritidae. Gene Ontology annotation, molecular function: nucleic acid binding. The transcript has 3 exons. Bases 1 to 5334 code for a protein of 1777 amino acids. Gene Ontology annotation, biological process: DNA integration. The record is from RefSeq and is a predicted model, not a curated record.
AUGGACGAAGAAACAACGGGGCAAAGUUGUCGAAAAUGUGACGCAGCGGACAACGAGAGUAUGGUCCAGUGUGACACCUGCGACGCCUGGUACCACUUCAACUGCGUUGGAGUACAUAGCAAUGUGGCUGACGAAAGCUGGAGCUGUGAAAGCUGCCAGAAUCAUGCAUCAACCACGAACGCACAUCCAACCGCAUCGUCAUCGCCAACUACCAAGCAAGUCAAUCCGCUUCUAAAACCUGCGACUAAUAUAGCAAAUUCUACAGUUACUACCGCUACUCCAGUAUCCACGAACUUUUCGACCUGGGCUUCUUCGAACUGGAAUUUCGAACCCAGUACAUCAGUUCAGGGAUCGCAACUGCCAAAUAAAUCAAGUGAGUAUAACCCAGGGCUACAACAAUUCACAACGGGCAGCGUCGCCACCUCUGCAAAUGAGAUCUCGUACAGUCAACCAAAAGUACUCUCGCCGGUGCAGCAAGCAGGUAUACGAAAUGGCCAAGGUAUGCAGACGCCAUUCAAUUCCGAAAUAUAUCGAAACCUUCAGCUUGAAAAGUUGGAAGAGCAGAUGAAAUUGCAACAACAAUAUUUGGACAACAAAUAUAAGAUUCUUUCGCAGUAUAACGACCUGCCCUCAUCCAGCAUUUCGAUGGCCUCUUUUAGCAAUGGGCCUACACCUGGGCAAUUAGCAGCAAGGCAGGCCAUGCCUAAGCAGCUCCCAACCUUUAAUGGCGACCCUGAAGAAUGGCCGCUGUUUAUUAGCAGUUUCGAUAACAGCACUACGGUCGCGGGGUACACCGAUGCGGAGAAUUUAAUUAGAUUACAAGCGAGCCUUAAAGGCAAAGCACGGGAGAUGGUAAAAUGUAAAUUGUUUUUGCCGUCCAUGGUCCCUGAGAUCAUAAAAACUCUUAGAAUGUGCUUUGGCAGACCUGAACACAUCCUUGAGCGCGCAAUGAAUAAAGCUCGUGCUAUGCCUGCACUGAAGGAUAAAUUGGAGGGCCUUAUUGAAUUUGCACUCUGCGUCAGGAAUAUUUGUGCCACGAUGGAGGGAUGCCAAAUGUACAUGCACCUGCAUAACCCACUGCUCGUCAAGGAGUUGGUUGACAAGCUCCCCAACAACCAAAAGCUGAACUGGGCGGUUCACCCGAAAGAUGAAAAGACUCCGGUGGUGAAACAAUUCAGCGACUGGUUGUACAAUCUAGCCGAAGCAGCCAGUACUGUCGUCUCUUUAGCACCUGCUAAAAGUAGUGCUACGGUUAACACGCAUACUAUCGACGUGAACACUCAGCAUCCAUCACCAGCUCGCAACAUACCAAGGAGCAAGCAGUGUAUAAUUUGCAAGAGCAACGAUCAUAAGGUAAUGCAAUGCGACACUUUUAAAAAAUUUACACUUCAGCGAAAAUGGGAGGAAGUUAAGGCGAACAACCUCUGUCGCCAAUGUUUGAAUCCGCAUAGACGGAAAUGUUUUAUGAAUAAAGUAUGUGGUGUAGAUGGUUGCACUAUAAAACAUAAUCCGUUACUACAUAAAACAAUCACGGUAAUGAGCCAACAAAAACCCAUCGCCGUAAGUACAAAUACAAACGAAUUUUUAGAUGCGCAGAUAAAUACGCACAGUAGCAGCCACGAAGAAAUGCAGCCACUCUUCAGAAUCGUUCCGAUUCGCAUUUAUUCUAAAAAUAAAGUACUGAAUAUAUUUGCAUUUUUAGAUGAAGGCUCUUCUGUGACGCUAAUGGAAAAAAGAAUAUUUGAUGAAUUAGGCUUGAAAGGUGAACGAGACCCUCUGUGUUUGCGGUGGACAGGUAACACGACGCGUGUUGAAGAAAAUUCUGUGCGGGCGGCCAUCGAAAUUUCGAGUGUGACAAAUUGGCAGAAAUAUACUCUCAAGAAUAUUCAUACUGUUGACGAUCUCAAUCUUCCGGCACAGUCAAUCAAUGCAUCUGCGAUGGAGCGGCUAUAUCCAUAUCUAGCGGGACUGCCAAUUGCAUCAUAUAACAACGUAAAACCAUCAUUGCUUAUCGGUGCGGACAACUGGAGAUACGAUGAGCUGCAUGAGACUGUAAAAGAAUUCUUCACGUUAGAGUCAUCCAAACCUACUCAGCUACUGUCGGAAGAAGAUGCCAAAGCUGUGAGUAUUGCGAAUAACACUUGUAAAAAGGGCGAUAACUUUUACGAAAUUGGGCUACCGUGGCGUACCUCAAGUGCAUUGCUACCCAAUAACUAUGUAUAUGCUUUACAACGGCUGAUGUGUUUGCAGAGGAAGUUUGUUAAGGAUCCUAUGUUAAAAUCUAAUAUUCAAAUUCAAAUCAAUAAUCUACUUUCCAAGGGGUACGCGAAAAAACUCUCCCCGAUUGAGGCUGCUAUUUCUAACGGUAAAACAUGGUAUUUGCCUAUUUUCAUUGUAAGCAAUCCAAAUAAGCCUGGAAAGCUUCGGAUGGUGUGGGAUGCUGCUGCAAAGGUGAACGGGGUGUCACUCAACGACUUCCUACUGAGUGGCCCAGACUUACUUAACCCACUCGUUAGUAUUUUAUUAGCUUUUAGAGUAGGCAGAGUGGCUAUAUGCGGUGAUAUAGCGGAGAUGUUUCACCGUAUCAAUAUACGGGACAGCGACAUGCAUGCUCAGCGAUUUUUGUGGUGCGAUGACGGUGAUGAUCCUCAGCAACCAAGUAUUUAUGUCAUGCGAGCGUUGACCUUCGGACUGAAUUGCGCUCCGUUUAUUGCCCACUACAUACGUGACAAAAACGCCGACCAUUUUGAAAAUGAACUUCCUCGAGCCGUAGAAGCUGUAAAGAAGAACCAUUACGUGGAUGACUUUAUUGACUGUGGAGAUGAUGAACAAUCUGCGUUAGAAUUGGCUCAACAAGUAAAAAAAAUUCAUGGCGCCGCUGGCUUCAAUAUACGUGGCUGGUCUUCAAAUUCCAAAUUUGUCGUGGAGCAGCUCGAAGAAGAUCCUAUGUCAGUUCAAUCCGUCAAAGAAUGGGGUUCAACCACGAAAGUCCUCGGUAUGUUUUGGGACCCUUUAAGCGAUAAUUUUAAAUAUAUUUGUAGAUUUGCGAGACUUCGUCGCGAUGUUAUUAACGAAUCGAUCAUACCAACGAAAAGAGAAGCACUCCAAGUUUUAAUUUCGAUCUUCGACCCUCUUGGAUUUGUUUGCUGCUACACCGUAGGGUUAAAGAUCUUGCUGCAAGAUGUAUGGCGAUCUGGUCUCGCCUGGGACGACCCGCUCCAAGACAAUCUUUUCGACAAAUGGAACCAGUGGAAGUCCAUUAUGCCAUUAAUAACAGCUGCCGAAAUACCUCGAUGUUAUUCACUAUUGCUGAAAGAUGCUGAAGAUGUUCAACUUCACACCUUCGUUGAUGCCGGGGAAAGCGCGUAUGCAGCCGUUUGCUACUUGCGUGUAUCAAAGGGAAACGACGUCACGGUUAGUCUAGUGGCUGGUAAAUCCAAAGUCGCACCGCUAAAGCCAUUAUCGAUACCCAGACUAGAGUUGCAGGCGGCGGUAAUUGGUGUGAAGCUGGCGAACAUGGUAAGCAAUACGCAACGUAUUAACAUAAUGUCGAAAUAUUGGUGGACAGACUCAAAGACGGUGCUAAGAUGGAUGCGAAUGGACCCUAAAAACUUCCACCAAUUCGUGAUGCAUAGAAUAGGUGAAAUUCUAGAGGCGUCAAACGUAAGCCAGUGGCGGUGGGUUCCCUCGAGAAAUAAUCCCGCCGAUUUAGCUACAAAAACAACUACACGUCAGUGCUACCAAUUGUGGUUUACCGGCCCAAAUUUUUUAAGGUCGAGCGCAGAAGCUUGGCCGCAGUGCGAAGAGUUAAGCUUAGAGGAGUGCGACGAUUCGGAAAUUAAACAUUAUGUUCUACAUAUGAAAAAGGAACACAUGAACAACCUGAUGCUGAACGUGGAGCACUUUUCCAGCUGGAAACGUUUGUAUCGAGCCGUGGCUACAUUUUUAUUUUACGUCGACCGAUUACGCUCAGUUGUGCUAGCAAGGCAACGAAAAACAUCCAUCGACUUUGACAUGAUUCAGAAAGCUCAAUGUCUUCUUAUAAGGUAUGCUCAGUCCAGUGAAUAUUGUGAAGAGAUCAGGUGCCUCAAACGCGGUAAGAAUAUUGACAACUCUAGCAAACUCUUUACUUUAAACGUUUACUUAGACACAGAUGGCAUAAUAAGAUGCAAAAGUCGAGUUGAACACUUAAACAACCAUGAAGAUAUUAUAGUGAUGCCUAAUUCUCAUCAUGUCACCUUUUUAAUAGUGCGUUGGGCUCACGAAAAUUUCCAUCACCUGAUGCAUGAGUCUGUAAUCAAUCAAAUUCGUGGUACAUACUUUAUAAAUCGACUGAGGGUGUUGUAUAAAAGAGUGCGCGCAGAGUGUCAAAAAUGUAAAAACCAUAGCUCAAUUCCUCAGCCGCCACAAAUGGCAGCGCUGCCGGCUGCAAGGAUUGCCGCUUUCGAGAGGCCCUUCACGUAUGUAGGUAUCGACUAUUUUGGCCCAUUGCUUGUCAUCGUGGGAAGAAGGCGAGAAAAGAGAUGGGGCGUUCUAUUUACAUGUCUAACGCUUCGCGCUAUACACAUCGAAGUUGCCCACAGCUUAAAUACCAGUUCCUGUAUCAUGGCGAUACGCAACUUUAUAUCACGACGCGGCUAUCCCAGGGAGAUAUUCUCGGACAACGGCACCAAUUUCAAGGCAUCUGAAAAAAUAAUUAGCGAGAGUCUGAAAAAUAUCGAUUUGAAUGGUAUCGCCUCAUCUUUCGACCGAGUAAAAUGGAGAUUUAAUCCACCAAGCACCCCCCAUAUGGGUGGUGCAUGGGAAAGGCUUGUGAGAUCAGUGAAGACGGUGCUUUAUGAAAUACUACCUUCAACAAGUUUCAGCGAUGAAAGCUUGCGAAGUGCAUUGAAUGAAGUAGAAUUUAUCCUGAACGCCCGCCCGCUUACAUUUGUUUCUUUGGAAAAUGGUGACGACGAGGCUCUUACUCCCAACCACUUGCUGAUUGGGUCAUCGGAUGGCUACAGGCCAAUAUGUAGCGACACCGUCAAUCUGCGUCAACGUUGGCAAUUGACCCAACAAUUCGCUGACCGCUUUUGGCAUCGAUGGGUGAAGGAAUAUAUACCGGUCAUCUCUAGACGUACCAAGUGGUUCACAAAACAACGCCCAGUACGUAUUGGCGAUGUCGUGGUAAUUGCAGACCAAGACCUGCCGAGGAACUGCUGGCCGAAAGGCAGAAUUGUAGAUGUGGUAAAAGCGAAGGAUGACCAAGUUCGGAGCGCUAUGGUAGAAACCAAAUCAGGCAUUCUUCAUCGACCGAUUGCAAAAGUAGCGGUGUUAGACGUCGGUACCUAG